Drosophila santomea is the source of this 975-nucleotide messenger RNA. RefSeq names its product EF-hand calcium-binding domain-containing protein 1. The transcript is spliced from 3 exons. Lineage: Eukaryota; Metazoa; Arthropoda; Insecta; Diptera; Drosophilidae. Bases 119 to 796 code for a protein of 225 amino acids. Gene Ontology annotation, molecular function: calcium ion binding. The record is from RefSeq and is a predicted model, not a curated record.
ACGCCAACCGCACUAGACACAUCCGUUAAAUCAUUAGAACACCUCGAUCAAUCAGCAUAUAUUAAAACAAACAUCCAGUAGUAAAUCAGAGUCAUAAAGCUGCUAGUUUAGCUGAACCAUGGAAAAUCUAGACUCCACUAUCGAUAGCACAGAGAACAGCAGGUUCUCGGCCUUGUACGGCGGAUUGAUCAAGGAGAUCGCUGCAAACUCGAAAAUGUCCACCUUGGACAUCACCUGUUUGCUCUGCGUUUACUACAAGUUCGUGAGGUUCAACGGACCUGGAGCCAAGCAGAUGAAGAAGAAUCAGUUCUACCAGAUCUACUUGGUGCUCUUCAACGUGGCCAAUGUUCAGGUGAUUGAACGCUCCCUUCUGGCCAUCACAAAGGAUACCAAGUAUGUUAGUCCACGGGCCUGGAUUGAUCUCUUUGAGCUGUAUACCACCGAGGACCUUGACCGCCGUAUGAAGUUUGCCUUCGAAGUUUAUGACACCAAGAACACCGGAGUUAUCGAUCGCGAGCAGGUGGGCGUGGCAUGCGAGAAAUUCUUCCACGAAGGCGAUGACGAGGAUGAACUAAUUGAGCUUAGAGCGGACAUGACUGAAUUUAUCAUGAAGAAGUUUGAUGUGGACAAGGAUGGAGUCAUUUCGUUUGAGGACUACUCCUCAGUUGUUUCCCAACAGCCCGUUUUGGUUGAGUUUUUGGGCUGGCUAUUUCCGUCGAACGAAGAAAGGGAUCUUAUGGCCCAUGUUAUCAACAUGGACUCCAUGCUUAAUUAUUGUAACCCGGACUCAAAAUAAGCUUACCUUAUGAUUAAGCUUGUUUAUCCCACUGUGAUAGUAAUCGAACGACAGUCAAUGAACGAGGAUGCCACCAAAGUAGUUGCCCAAAUUUUUGUAUGAUUAUAAAUUAAUCAUUAAUAAGUUUUAUAAGCAUGCUAUUUCAAAUUUCCACCAAUACUUUGAAAAUAAAGCAAAUG